Messenger RNA from Oikopleura dioica, 945 nucleotides. Lineage: Eukaryota; Metazoa; Chordata; Appendicularia; Copelata; Oikopleuridae. The record is from the annotation of a GenBank genome assembly.
AUGGGAUAUGAUUUGUGCCUGUUUGAGGAUGAAGAUGUCGACGAAGAACUGAUCUGUCCUAUUUGCAGAGGAGUUUUAGAGGAGGCGACUUAUGCUCCAAACUGCGAACAUGCCUUCUGCAGCGACUGUAUCCACGAAUGGCUGGCCAACCAGCGAACCUGUCCUCUCGAUCGGACGUCGCUCAAGAAAGAAGAACUCAACAGCGUGCCGAGAAUCAUGAAAAACAUGCUUGGCAAGCUAAGGGUCAAGUGCGAAAACAAGGAGCAUGGCUGCCAAGAGAUCAUCCGCCUCGACGCCAGAGCAGAUCAUUCAGUUAACUGCGAGUUUAAUCCUAAACGGCCAAUUCGAUGCGAACAGUGUUGUCUCACGAUACCCAAGAAUGAGCUCGACAAUCACAACUGUAUCCGCGAUUUGCGCAAGCAAAUGGCGGUCAUAAACGAUCAAGUAACAGAGCUGAAAAAGUACCAGACAGAACAAAAAGAACGCGACCGCGACCUGAUGCUUCAAAUCAACCAUCUCCGCGAGCUGGUGCGACUCAACCACGCUGCCUCGCCGAGAACACCGAUGCAGCCCAGAAUCACCGAAAUUCUCAACUGGACGGAGAGUCUUCACAGCGCCAGAGUGACCAGAUGGGGUGGCGUCAUUUCUACACCAGAUUCUGUGCUCCAGCGGGUCAUUCGAAGAAGCCUGCUUGAGUCUGGCUGCCCAAAUCAUAUCGUUCAAGAUUUGAUCGAAAACGCUCACGAGAGAAGGUGGCCCAGAGGAUUGUCGACGUUAGAAACGAGGCAAUUGAACAGAAGAUAUUACGACGAUUACGUUACCAAACGAAUUCCUGGAAAACAAGCAGUGGUGGUGCUGCACUGCGAGAAUACACACAUGCCCAUUGACAUGAUUUCUGAUCCAGGAAUUGUGAUGAUCUUCGCGCAUGGUGUUGAAGAUGUUUAA